AUGCUGCCGCCCGCGCCCUCCCGCCUCGGGCUGCUGCUGCUGCUGCUGCUGUGUCCCGCACAAGUAGGCGGACUGUGGUGGGCCGUGGGCAGCCCCUUGGUCAUGGACCCUACCAGCAUCUGCAGGAAAGCACGGCGGCUGGCAGGGCGGCAGGCGGAGUUAUGCCAGACCGAGCCGGAAGUGGUGGCAGAAUUAGCCCGGGGUGCCCGGCUUGGGGUUCGAGAGUGCCAGUUCCAGUUCCGCUUCCGCCGCUGGAACUGCUCCAGCCACAGCAAGGCCUUUGGGCGCAUCCUGCAGCAGGACAUUCGGGAGACCGCCUUCGUGUUUGCGAUUACGGCGGCGGGCGCCAGCCACGCGGUCACGCAGGCCUGUUCCAUGGGUGAGCUUCUGCAGUGCGGCUGCCAGGCACCCCGCGGGCGGGCCCCGCCCCGGCCCUCUGGCCUGCCCGGCACCCCCGGGCCCCCGGGCCUCACGGGCUCCCCGGACGGCAGCGCGUCCUGGGAGUGGGGAGGCUGCGGCGACGACGUGGAUUUCGGGGACGAGAAGUCGAGGCUCUUUAUGGAUGCGCAGCACAAGCGGGGACGUGGAGACAUCCGCGCGUUGGUGCAACUGCACAACAACGAGGCGGGCCGGCUGGCCGUGCGGAGCCAUACGCGAACCGAGUGCAAGUGCCACGGGCUGUCGGGCUCGUGCGCGCUGCGCACCUGCUGGCAGAAGCUGCCCCCGUUCCGCGAGGUGGGCGCGCGGUUGCUGGAGCGCUUCCACGGCGCCUCGCGCGUCAUGGGCACCAACGACGGCAAGGCCCUGUUGCCCGCUGUCCGCACGCUCAAGCCUCCUGGCCGUGCCGACCUUCUCUACGCCGCCGACUCGCCCGACUUCUGCGCCCCCAACCGGCGCACCGGCUCUCCGGGCACGCGCGGCCGCGCCUGCAACAGCAGCGCUCCGGACCUCAGCGGCUGCGACCUGUUGUGCUGUGGCCGCGGGCACCGCCAGGAGAGCGUGCAGCUCGAGGAGAACUGCUUGUGUCGCUUCCACUGGUGCUGCGUUGUUCAGUGCCAUCGCUGCCGCGUGCGAAAGGAGCUCAGCCUCUGCCUCUGA
Messenger RNA from Cynocephalus volans (Philippine flying lemur), 1098 nucleotides. It is a transcript of the gene WNT6, whose product is annotated as Wnt family member 6. The transcript has 4 exons. The record is from RefSeq and is a predicted model, not a curated record. Gene Ontology annotation, molecular function: frizzled binding; cytokine activity. Lineage: Eukaryota; Metazoa; Chordata; Mammalia; Dermoptera; Cynocephalidae. Gene Ontology annotation, biological process: canonical Wnt signaling pathway; multicellular organism development; cell fate commitment. Gene Ontology annotation, cellular component: extracellular region. The coding region runs from base 1 to 1098 and encodes 365 amino acids.